AUGGGGUUUGGAUUCUGCAAGCAUUGCCUGCAAGGGAAGCAAAAUCGGGUAUCUUUUGAUUCCAUAAGAGGAAGAGCUGAGGGGAUUCUGGACCUGAUACACAGCGACGUGUUUGGCCCCACACCUGUAGCAUCACAUAGAAAAUCAAGCAAGGAUGAAGUGUUCGCUAAAUUCCGCGAGUUCAAGGCUUUGGUGGAAAAUCAGUUUGAUCGAAAAAUCAAGCUGCGGUCACUACCUCAAGGAAGCAUCACCAACUGGGAUGAUUUGGCUACAAAGUUCCUGGCCAGAUUCUUCUCCGCCUCAAAGACGGAAAGGCUCAAAGCAGAAAUCACUGCUUUUGAACAAAAAGAAAGUGAAUCCUUGUACGAGGCAUGGGAAAGAUUCAAAGGAUUGCUCAGGAAGUGUCCACAACAUGGCAUGGAAGCUUGGGAGAAGGGACGUACCUUCUUCCAAGGAAUGACGUCGAGCACAAGAACCUUGGUGAAUGCUGCAGCAAGAGGAUCUCUGAAAACAAAAACUCCUGAGGAAGCGCUAAAAUUGCUGGAAUCUCUAGCUUCUCAGGAGUUCGAUAAUGCUCCAGUCCCAAGCAAGAGAGCAGGGAUCAUGAAGCGUGACGGCUAUGAUGCGCUGUUGGCCCAGAAUGAACAGAUACUGCAAAUAAAUAAGAAACAACAAGCACAAUUAGAUGCUCUCACAAAGCAAAUUGCUAAUUCUCAAGUCUCUUCUGUUAAUAAUCCUCAAAUUACUUGUGGUAUAUGUGCAGGUACUCAUGCUACUGAAGAUUGCGACUUCAUGAGAGCACCUGAAAAUGCUGAAGUAAACAGACUCUGGUAUGACCAGAAGAAUCAGAAUCAACAUCCAGGGUUGAGUUACAAAUCCAACCAUCAGCUCAAUCCUCCCAUUUCAGUGCAACCACGUACCCCACAACAAAGUAACACUUCUGAGUGGGAGAAAGUUGUUGCACUGCUAUGCAAGACCACUUCUGAUUAUAUUCAAGGUGCAAAUGCUUUCAGAGAGGACAUAUCUGCUUUCAUGCAAGAGACUACAGCAGCACACCGGAAUCAAGAAGCUUCCAUAAGAAAUCUGGAAAUUCAGAUUGUUGUCAAUCCAAGGGAGCAUUGCAAUGUUAUCACCACUAGGAGUGGGACAGUGAUUCAGCCUAUAGAGGAGCAACCUGAAGAAAAGAAGAGAAAUGUGGAGGCAUCAGUUGAAGAACAGAAUAAAGAAAAGGCACAUGAGACUAUUGAAGUUGACAAGAGCAUUCCUGAAAAAGUUAAAAAGAAACUAUUCAAGUGGGAGAAGAAGAAAGCUUUAGAAAGGCAAGACAAGCCUUUGGAUCUCUCCCCAUAUGCUCGAAUUCCCUAUCCUCAAAGAUUAAAGAAAGAGAUUCAGAAGCAGAAGAUGAAGAAGCUGGGGAUUACUGAAGUGAAGCCCACAAAGACGAUAGUGCAAUUGGCUGACUGCUCUUCAAAGCAAGCUUAUGGCAUCAUUAAGGACAUAUUGGUAAAGGUAGACAAAUUCAUCAUUCCUGUUGAUUUUGUCAUCCUUGACAUUGAAGAAGAUGCCACAAUUCUUAUGAUUUUUGGAAGACCCUUCUUGGCAACUUCAGGAGCACUGAUUGAUGUACUUAAAGGCGAGUUGAUCUUACGGGUAGACGGAGAGCAAGCAAUUUUCAAAUUCUUUGACAAAGAAUUCCCCUCAUUCGUAGCUCAAUUGGAAGAUCAAGUCUACUAUAUUGGUGAAAGGAAAGAUUUAAAUCUGUUGCUGAGGACAGCAACAUUUAAAUCUGGGAAUGGGGAACGCGCGAUUCAUCUAAGCACAAUUGAGUAA
Molecule: messenger RNA, 1830 nt
Organism: Gastrolobium bilobum
Lineage: Eukaryota; Viridiplantae; Streptophyta; Magnoliopsida; Fabales; Fabaceae
Exons: 6
Coding region: 1-1830 (609 amino acids)
Source: RefSeq, a predicted model, not a curated record